Messenger RNA from Raphanus sativus (radish), 927 nucleotides. RefSeq lists its product as uncharacterized. NCBI's taxonomy places the organism in Eukaryota, Viridiplantae, Streptophyta, Magnoliopsida, Brassicales, Brassicaceae. The transcript is spliced from 5 exons. The record is from RefSeq and is a predicted model, not a curated record. Bases 317 to 724 code for a protein of 135 amino acids.
GGUUGUAAAGGGGUUCAUGGGCUCGGGUUCAUAGGGCCGGAAGAGAAAAAAAAAAGAAAAAUGGGCUAAUUUUGGUGACCCGACUCUUAGCGGUGAUCCGUCCGUAUCCGAGUUCAAGGCACGUGUCGCGGUGAGAUUGGGCCCGUGUUUUCGAGUUGAAGCGGAGUAAUUCGCGAAACCUUUCAUUUUCUUUUAUUCCGCAAAAGCUAGGGUUUCUUUCUCCUCUAGGCGAUUCAGAGGCGAUUCUCGUGCGACGCCGAUUCCCGGAGCUUUUCACCAUCAAAUCGACGACGAACGGUUUCCUCCACGAGCUCAGAUGGAUCCCGCAGCUGAGAGAAGAGACAUGAAGAGGAACAUUGAGUACAACAACAGCUUGCAAUAUGUGGCUGAUUCGGAGUACGGGAUACCGACAAGGUGUUACUGUGGUGGGAGAAUGAUUGACGAGGUUCAGGGGAAGGAGGAGAGAGACACUCUUCCUGGGAAGCGCUUCUUCACAUGCAUAAACUACCAGGCUGAUGGACUCCAUUAUCGUCAGCCUUGGGUUCAUGGUGUCCAGGAGGAGAUCGAGAAGUUCACUAACCGCCUGGAGGCGGCUGAGAAGGUGAUCAAGGAGGUGCCCAUCCUCAAUCAACAGAUUGAGUCACUUGAGGUUAAGAGGCUCUCUGGCCAGGUGGAUGUUCUCAGUGUGAAGGUCGCUGACCUGGAGAUGGUCUGCUUCGAUUGAAAAGCAAAGGUCACGGGCUGCAGUUGAAGUUGUAUGGCAGGAAGGGAAUGCACAUGUUUAUUAGCUUUAUGGUUGUUGUGUUUCAUGGGAAAGUGUAGUAUUUUGUUUCUUUCUACACUUCAUUUCAAUUAACUUGUCUUGUUUCUUUGUACUUUGUACUUGUUUGGUUGCUCACGGGUAGCAACCACAUGAUUAGAACUUGU